UUGGAGAGGUUAUCAAGCAUUUUCUGCAUAGAUUUUGAAGACAGAUCCACACCUGGAGGUCCAUUUCAAGAUUCUGUCUUGAGAUUGGCAGUAUGUAUUCCUCGAGCUUGUACUACGAAGGAGGCUAUAUCGGCUUUGCUGUUUAACGUCAGUGCUCGUGGUUUUGAAUACAAAGACUAUUAUUGUCGUCUACCUAACGACAAGCAAUGGGUACCCGCUAACAACUGCAGUAGUCACAUUAACAAUAAUUAG
Parnassius apollo (apollo) is the source of this 252-nucleotide messenger RNA. NCBI's taxonomy places the organism in Eukaryota, Metazoa, Arthropoda, Insecta, Lepidoptera, Papilionidae. The record is from the annotation of a GenBank genome assembly.